Brassica rapa (field mustard) is the source of this 838-nucleotide messenger RNA. RefSeq names its product trafficking protein particle complex subunit 1. NCBI's taxonomy places the organism in Eukaryota, Viridiplantae, Streptophyta, Magnoliopsida, Brassicales, Brassicaceae. The record is from RefSeq and is a predicted model, not a curated record. Gene Ontology annotation, cellular component: TRAPP complex. Gene Ontology annotation, biological process: endoplasmic reticulum to Golgi vesicle-mediated transport.
UUCCCGACACUGCUUCUAAUCUUUCUUCCUCACCUACGACCUUCGAAACCAAACCAUCUCCGAAACAGACAAUGCAGUUCUUCGGCGGAUCCGAGAUAAGCCCGUCCCCUCCCGUCCCAACGGCGAGUGGAAACAACGCGCACAUGAUGUACGUGUUCAACCGCAACGGCGUGUGUCUCCUCUACAAAGAGUGGAACCGGCCUCUCCACACGCUCAACCCUCAGCAAGAUCACAAGCUCAUGUUCGGUCUCCUCUUCUCCCUCAAAUCGCUAACCGCCAAAAUGGACCCCACCAAUGCGGAUAAGGGGAAUCUAGGGGUUCCGCAGUUGCCAGGACAAGGAUGCUCUUUUCAUAGUUUUAGAACCAAUACUUACAAGCUUAGCUUCAUGGAGACUCCCUCUGGUAUUAAGAUUAUCUUGGUAACUCAUCCAAAGACUGGAGAUUUACGCGAAUCCCUUAAGUACAUCUACGGUUUAUACGUUGAGUAUGUGGUAAAAAAUCCUAUCUACAGCCCAGGAUCUCCAAUCAAGUCAGAGUUGUUCAACACUGCACUUGACCAGUAUGUGAGGAGCAUCUCUUAGUGUGUGCAUUACAAGAUUUGGCAAUUGGAACUUCUCUGCUUCACUGAACUUUCUCCUGAACAAUCUCCUAGAUAAGAGAGAGUUGUAGUAGAAAGAUCAAUCUCGAGUACACUGCUUUCCUCUGCAAAUAUAUGUUUUGUUCUCUUUUUUUUAUAUGAAAAUCAAUGUAUUGGCUUGUUUUCAAAGAUGUUUAUGGUUAAACGCAAAUCUUGAGAUACCAUAUGAGCAAGAAACCGUAAUUUGAAUAUUUUACGUAA